This is a messenger RNA of Cavia porcellus (domestic guinea pig), 4665 nucleotides long. RefSeq names its product solute carrier family 9 member A3 (gene Slc9a3). Lineage: Eukaryota; Metazoa; Chordata; Mammalia; Rodentia; Caviidae. The transcript is spliced from 17 exons. Gene Ontology annotation, molecular function: potassium:proton antiporter activity; sodium:proton antiporter activity. The record is from RefSeq and is a predicted model, not a curated record. Gene Ontology annotation, biological process: sodium ion import across plasma membrane; potassium ion transmembrane transport; proton transmembrane transport. Gene Ontology annotation, cellular component: apical plasma membrane; brush border membrane; plasma membrane. Bases 59 to 2557 code for a protein of 832 amino acids.
GGCCGAGGGUUGGAGCCGGGCGGACAGAGGGACUGGCGGAGGCACGCAGGCAGGGGCGAUGGCUCUGCUCGCCGGCCGCCUGUGCGCUGUGCUCGGGGCGCUGGCGCUGGCGCUGCCUCGGACUGGUGCCGUCGAUGAGCAACCUGGCGAUGCGCACGGUGCCAGCCAGGGCUUCCAAAUCGUCACCUUCAAGUGGCACCAUGUCCAGGACCCAUACAUCAUCGCGCUCUGGAUCCUCGUGGCCAGCCUAGCCAAAAUUGUGUUCCACCUGUCCCACAAAGUCACCAGUGUGGUGCCUGAGAGUGCGCUGCUCAUCGUACUGGGCCUGGUGCUGGGGGGCAUCGUCUGGGCAGCUGACCACAUCGCCUCCUUCACGCUGACACCCACACUCUUCUUCUUCUACCUGCUGCCCCCCAUUGUGCUGGACGCUGGCUACUUCAUGCCCAACCGGCUCUUCUUCGGGAACCUGGGCACCAUCCUGCUCUAUGCGGUCAUUGGCACCGUGUGGAAUGCGGCCACCACUGGCCUGUCACUUUAUGGUGUCUUCUGCAGCGGCCUGAUGGGUGACCUGAAGACUGGACUCCUGGACUUCCUGCUGUUUGGCAGCCUCAUUGCUGCUGUGGACCCAGUGGCUGUCCUGGCUGUGUUUGAGGAAGUCCACGUCAAUGAGGUCCUGUUUAUCAUCGUCUUUGGGGAGUCACUGCUGAAUGACGCCGUGACUGUGGUCCUGUACAAUGUGUUUGAGUCUUUUGUGAUGAUAGGUGGUGACAAGGUGACAGGUGUGGACUGCGUGAAGGGCAUAGUGUCCUUCUUCGUGGUGAGCCUGGGGGGCACGCUGGUGGGGGUGGUCUUCGCCUUCCUGCUGUCCCUGGUGACCCGAUUCACCAAGCAUGUGCGUAUCAUUGAGCCCGGCUUCGUCUUCGUCAUCUCCUACCUGUCCUACCUCACAUCUGAGAUGCUGUCCCUGUCAGCCAUCCUGGCAAUCACCUUUUGUGGCAUCUGCUGCCAGAAGUAUGUGAAGGCCAACAUCUCAGAGCAGUCGGCCACCACGGUGCGUUACACCAUGAAGAUGCUGGCCAGCGGGGCAGAGACCAUCAUCUUCAUGUUCCUGGGCAUCUCUGCUGUGGACCCCCUCAUCUGGACCUGGAACACAGCCUUCGUGCUGCUCACACUGGUCUUCAUCUCUGUGUACCGGGCCAUUGGCGUCGUCCUGCAGACCUGGAUCCUGAACCGGUAUCGCAUGGUGCAGCUGGAGACUAUUGACCAGGUGGUGAUGUCCUAUGGUGGCCUGCGAGGGGCUGUGGCCUACGCCCUGGUUGUGCUUCUGGAUGAGACGAAGGUCAAAGAGAAGAACCUGUUUGUCAGCACCACAUUGAUUGUUGUCUUCUUCACAGUCAUCUUCCAGGGCCUGACCAUCAAGCCUCUGGUGCAGUGGUUGAAGGUGAAGCGGAGCGAGGAGAGGGAGCCCAAGCUCAAUGAGAAGCUGCACGGCAGGGCUUUUGACCACAUCCUCUCAGCCAUAGAGGACAUCUCAGGACAGAUCGGACAUAAUUAUCUCAGAGAUAAGUGGUCCAAUUUUGACAGGAAGGUCCUCAGCAAAGUCCUCAUGCGAAGGUCAGCCCAAAAGUCUCGAGAUCGGAUUCUGAAUGUUUUCCAUGAGCUGAACUUGAAGGAUGCCAUUAGCUACGUAACUGAGGGAGAGCGGCGUGGAUCCCUGGCCUUCAUUCGAUCCCCAAGCACCGACAACAUGGUUAACGUGGACUUCAGCACACCGCGCCCGUCUACUGUAGAGGCCUCGGUAUCCUACCUCCUAAGGGAGAAUGUGAGUGCUGUGUGCCUGGACAUGCAGUCCCUGGAGCAGCGGCGAAGGAGUAUCCGUGACACAGAGGACAUGGUCACCCACCACACCCUGCAGCAGUACCUGUACAAGCCAAGGCAGGAGUAUAAGCACCUCUACAGCCGGCACAAGCUGACACCUAGUGAGGCUGACAAACAGGACAAGGAAAUCUUCCACAGGACCAUGCGCAAGCGCCUGGAAUCUUUCAAAUCAGCCAAGCUGGGCAUCAACCAGAACAAGAAGGCAGCCAAGUUAUACAAGAGAGAGCGUGCACAGAAGCGGAGGAACAGCAGUAUCCCCAACGGGAAGCUGCUCAUGGAGAGCCCGGCCCAUAACUUCACCAUCAAGGAGAAAGAUUUGGAACUUUCGGACACUGAGGAGGUCCCAGAUUAUGAAGCUGAGGAGACCAGUGGGGGCAUUGAGUUUCUGGCCAAUGUCACAAAGGACACAGCCUCAGACUCCCCGGCAGGAAUUGACAACCCCGUGUUCUUCCCGGAUGAGGACCUGUACCCCAGCAUCAUUGCCAGGGUUCCACCCUGGUUGUGCCCUGGGGAGACUGUGGUGCCCUCCCAGAGGGCCCGCGUGCAGAUCCCCCAGUCUCCCAGCAACUUCCGCCGCCUGGCACCCUUCCGUCUCAGCAACAAGUCAGUGGACUCCAUCCUGCUGGUGGACAGCCCUGAGGAGCGGCUCCACACACUCCCAGAAUCCACACACAUGUGACACCGGCUCCGACACGCCACUGACCGGAAGUUUGUCCCCGCACCGAGAUCCGCCUGCUGCCCCGCAGCCCCCGCGCCCCGCGCCAUUUCCGCCCGUGAGCCCUGUGCAGUCCAUUCGCACUCCGGGACCCGGGGCGCAUGCGCGGUCAGCGGCGGCCAGGCGCGUGCACAGCCGGCGCUCGUUCCAGCGGCCGCGGGCUCGCCGCCGCCCCGAACUGCGCAAGCUUGCCUCGCUGCAGCCCCCGGGACCAGUCGAGUUGCCACCGCUGGCGCUGGAACAGGAGGAGACGCCUCUCUGACCUGGACGACAGGCCCGAUGGAGCCCCGCACCGACUCGGAGUCCAGACAGCCAGGCCGGGGUCAUCCUUCCGUUGCUGAUAGGGUACCAGGUCUCCAGUUUAUCCGGAGACAUCUGUCCUUGCACAUCUUUGGAUUGUGAGCGGUGGCCUACUAGGCGGGAACAAGGGUGUUGACAUAUCACAUCCGUUGCCGGUUCUGUGAUGCCGGUUACCCUCUGGCCGGUGGCAUUUGUUAACGAUGGUAUCUCAGCUCUGGCAGCCCAGUCCUUUCCCAGCUGACAGCGGCUGACCACACGUCUGGGUCUCAGGAUUAUACUUGUCCCCACAGACAAGGUGUCAGCCAAACUGUGCCUCAUGGCACUAAGUGGCAGAAGACCAGGUUGGGCAGGGCUUGGAGCUGUCUCCAGGUAGCCUAUUGGAGCCACCGUGGGCUCUCCUGGGGCCCCAUAAUCCUGGCAAGUAAGGCCCAGGGUGGGGAGGGAACUGGGGCUUGACUCACCAAGAACAUGGCAGAGUGCCCUGUGCUGGACUUCCUCCUGCUGCCCCCAGGGCCUAGGAAUGUGGCCUUGGACAGCCCUGGCCCCUAGAGUAGUGAAAGGUGGGCAGCCUCCAGUCCUCUGAGCACAGGCUGAAGCUGGCCAAGGCAGAGUCCCGCUGCACCCAGGUCACUGAGGAAAACCCAAAGGAGCUGCAAGGACGCAAGGGCCCUCUAGGCUUUCUAGAAACAAACCACUCAUAGUUCUCUGCUCAGGAAAACUAAACUUGUCUCAGGGUCCAGACUGACAGUACACAUUCUCAGGGUUCAGAGGGGAUUGGCAGCACUUGGUGUUAAUGCUGCACUGUGAGUUCCAGAUAGAAAAAGCAUACAAUUUCCCUUUUACAACUGCACUGUUGAAUCAGUAAAAAAGUUUGUUUAGCACAAAAGCCUCUAAGCAGCUCCUCUGACUUCAACCUGUCUGCUGUCACUGAGUCACAGCUCAGUCCUCUUAAAGUGCAGGACGGUUUCCAGGAGCUGCUCUGCUUAAAGCUGAGACCAGCCAGCUGGUGCAAUGUGGGAGCCUUACCUGGGAUGCUCUGAGAGGUGGCCAGCCCGCUCACAGCUGGAGCUGCCUUAACCUUCCUAGGCCACUAGAUGCAGGAUUCGAUUCCCACUGCAGAGUCAGAAAGGCCAAGUGGCAAAUCUGAAACAGACGCUCCUUGACGCCCCACGCUGGUGUCUUUGAGGAGGCACUCUUGUCUGGGCAAGUAUGAACUGCACAGCUGGACACAGCUGCGGUGGAGCCAGAUUUCAGACAAGGAAGCACUGGUCCUGGGAAACCACCUCUCACCCCUGGAGUGCUCUGUGACUAGAGGAAAACCCUACUAUUGCUGUCACUAGUGAAACAAAAAUGUAAACAGUCCAUGAAUGUAUUUCCUUAUGGAAGCUGUUGUAAAAAUUUUUAUUAGGAGAAUGUCUAUUUAUUUAAUACUAAACUUUGGCCUACUUUGUGGUACUGUAAUAUACACAAAUUUAGAAAACUGCUAUUUCUCACUUCUGUAUUUUUCUUGAAAAUAAUUUUAUUAUGGUGUUCAAUGUACUGUAUAUCAACUGUCUGUUAUGAAAGGAAAUUGAAAGAAUUUUGUCCAAACCAGAAUUAAGGUGGAUUUUAUGAAUGAAUUGUCACUGGCCAAAGCCUUGAUUCUAAAUCACAGGGCGAUGUGCCUUAUGAUGUUCCUGCAGAUACACGGUGGCAUCAUCUGCACAGGGAGCACAUCACGAUAAUCUCUAAGACUGACUACUUGACGGAUUCUAUUAAAAUAUCUCAAGGCA